This is a messenger RNA of Blepharisma stoltei, 3965 nucleotides long. NCBI's taxonomy places the organism in Eukaryota, Ciliophora, Heterotrichea, Heterotrichida, Blepharismidae. The record is from the annotation of a GenBank genome assembly.
AUGGCGACCUUCUUCAUUAACAAUAUCAACUCACAUUUGGGCUAUAUAGCUCUGUACCAGUAUUGAUCGUCAUCAUUGCAAAUGUAACCAUUGUAAUAGACUUCGUUUCUUGCACAUCUUAGAUCGGAUUUAGAGAAAUAUUCACAUGAAUAAAAUAUUACUGAUUAGCUUAAUUUGGUCUUAUAUAAUUGUUUAAAUAAUUAUAUAAAAAUAAUUCUAAUAAUUGGAAUGAUAUUCUGAAAAUAAAUCAAACACAUAUUUUGUAGCUAAAUAGCUCUUCUCUCACCCUGCUGAUUAAGUAAGAAUUUCUCUGUAAUCAGCUUUGCUCAAAAUGGCUAAUUAAUAGUGAUUAGUCAUAUUGAUUGGCAAGCUAAAACCAUUUUGACAAGCAAAUGCGCCAAUUUUUAAGUGUCUUUAUUAUAAAUAUUAAUUUUUAAUUUGAGAUAUCCUUUUAGACUGACACAGAUAAGUAUCUUACCUACUUUUACCUGUUUCUAUAGAAUUUAGGUUUAAUCAAGUAAAUUUUAUUAAGUUCAGUGUGCUUAAUUAUUAGAAAAAGGUUUUUUUAAUAUGCAUUAUUGUUCAGCAAAUAUUGACUUUAGUGGAUUUCAAAAAUGGCUUAUUUAAAUUAUGCGUAUCAGCGGUGUAAUGUGGAAACAAUCUGCAAUAUAUAUUAUUUGUUGAAUAUUGAGUAAUUACCUACACUUAAGAUUCCAAUUUUUAAUAAAUGUACUAUUUGUUUAUUUUACAUAGCAUAUAUUUGAUUAGCAAAUUAAAAAAUAAUAUUAAACCUAAUCUAUAGAAAGCAGGUAAAAAAUAGGUAAGAUACUUAUCUGUGUCAGUCUAAAAGGAUAUCUUAAAUUAAAAAUUAAUAUUUAUAAUAAAAAUACUUAAAAAUUGGCACAUUUGCUUGCCAAAAUGGUUUAACUUGACACCCAAUAUGACUAAUCACUAUUAAUUCACCAUUUUUGGGCAAAGCCAAUUACAGAGAAAUUCUCACUUUUCAAGCAGGGUGAGAGAAGAGCUAUUUUAGUUACAAAAUAUGUGUCCGAAUAAUUCCAAUUACUAGAAUUAUUUCAUAAUUAUUUAAAAAAUGAUUUUAUUUAUAUCCUAAAUAUUUCUCUAAAUAGUAAAUCUGGUCUAAGAUGUGCAAGACACGAAGUCUAUUAGAAUGUUUCCAUUUUCAAUGAUGACGAUCAAUACUGGUCCGAGAGCUGUACUCUUAUCGAAGAGCUCAGAAACGACGAUAUCAUUGAAAAGAACCCUAAUGUCUUCUAUGGUACCCAAGACCCCAAAAACCAAGACCCUUGUCCUCCAGGUGUAUCAAAAGUUCUGAAUGUAUUUUCCAAUUAGAGAAAUAAGCCGAAAACUUUUUUAAGAAAUCUUUUAGAAUGCGAUGUUAUAAUCUAUGAUCUUUUUACAGCAGAUCUAGAAGAAGUUGAAGACAAACUAAAAAGCUUGAAAGGCUCAACUUUCAAUACCAAUAAAACGGUCGUCCUCAUCUCUAGCGUCACUGUAUGGGGAGACACUCCACCUAAAAAAAUUGAAAUUCCUAUAACUGAAGAGGAACAAAGCAUAAACAUCGAGGAAAGCCGAAGAGUUUUAACGCCUGAUAUUACAAAAGAAAACCAAUCUGAUGAAGGAAUCAUUGAAGAAAAUGAAGAUGAAAAGAAAGAAGAAGGGGAAGAAGGUAAAGAAGAAGAGGCCAAAGAAAAUGAAGAAAAAAAUAACAUGAAAAAUAAGGAACUUGAGCCAGAACCAAAAAAGAAAUACAAAAUUCUGCCAUUUGAAGAAGCAGAUUAUCAGAUGAGAAAAGCAUACCCAAGAUAUGAAAGCUGGAAAAGGCUAGAAAAUUUUGUGCUUGCAAUGAAUGAUAAAGAAAACAUCAGGGCUUAUGUAAUAUGCUCAGGGAUAAUAUAUGGGCAAGGCGAAGGAGUUUUGGCUGAGCACUUCCUUUCAGCCUGACUUGGAGAGCCUGAUGCUAUUCCGUAUAUGCCUCCAGGUGAUAACCUUGUCCCAACAAUACACUUACUCCCUGUGAGGGACUAGUAAUUUGUUCUCUCACAGAGGGUUAUUUUUUUUAAAAAAAUUUAAACUUUUUUUAUAUAAAAAUUUAAAUAAUCCAUUUCGUAAAAAUGAGAAGUAAAAAUUAAUUUAGUUACAAAAUUUAUAUUUUAAAAUGCUAUUUGUAAAUUAAACAGAAUUAACUAGAGAUUUCAUUAUAAUAAUUAUCACUUAUCACGUAUAUAUCAAAAAUUUUUCAUAAAAAUUAUUAUAUUAAAAAAAUUUUGUUGACUCAUGGAGGGUGGGUUUUACCCGAAAUAUAUAUAGAGGCUGCCUUUGAGUAGCGCUCUAAGCGCCCGAGACUUCCCGACGAAGUCUGGGCGGUGGUUUGACCAGCUGAUGUUGGUCAAACCAGCAUCCAAUUUGACAAACCUUCUGUAUGAGAAGAAUUUGUCAUUUUGGAUGUUGGUUUGACCAACAUCAGCUGGUCAAACCACCGCCCAGACUUCGUCGGGAAGUCUCGGGCGCUUAGAGCGCUACUCAAAGGCAGCCUCUAUAUAUUUUAUUUCAAUGGUUUAUUCGCUUACAGAGAAUUAGUGGAUUUGGCAAGAUCUGUAAAGCAUUUGGUUGAGAAAGUCCCGAUAAAUCUUUAUAUUUUGGCUAUUGAUAAAACUAAAAACCGUUCGCAAAAGCAUAUAAUAGAAGCCAUAGCUAAGGGCAUAGGCAAUGGUAAAAUUGAGACUAUUGAUUAUAGAGAAGCUGCAUUCGAAGAGUGGGGAGAGCCACUUGCAAUUGAUUUAUGAAUGAAACCUUCUGCAACAUUAGGCUUCAAUGAUCAAGGUUUUCCGUUACCUUUUUCUUGGCAUUGCCUAGAAGGAAUCCCUGAAAAUAUGCUGCUACUAAAUGAAGAAUUCAAUGAAUAUCGAGGAUUAAGUGCUUUGAAAAUUUUCAUAACUGGUCCUCCAGCAUCUGGAAAAUCCCAUCAUGGGAAAAAAAUUGCAGAGUUUUAUAAUAUUCCUUAUAUAAACGUAGGACUUCUUGUACAAGAAAUAUUAAGCUCACAAUCUGAGCUUGGGGAAAUUGUUAGAAAUAAAUUAGCUGAUUUAAAAAAACAUAUGAUUGAAGAGGCUGAAGCCAAAAAAAAGAAAAAUCAAGAAUUAGAUUAUAGCAAAUUUAACCCAAGAAUCCCUGAUGAUCUCCUUGUAGAAGUUUUUAAAUGGAAAUUACAGUCAAAUCUGUGUAGAAACCGAGGAUUUCUGCUUGAUGGGUGGCCGAGGAAAUACGAUGACGCAAAAAGAUUGUUUUUGCAAGGCACUGAACUGAAUAUGAAAAUUUAUCCUCAAAGUAUCAUUGUUCUAAAAGGAGCGAAUGAUGUGCUAAUACAAAGAGUCAAGCAACUGCCAGAAACAGCUACAGCAGGGACCCAUUUUACUGAUGAAGGAAUGAAACGAAGACUUGCAGCAUAUAGAGAAGCUAAUAAUAAUGAUAAAGGAAAUGUAACAGUCCAAGAUUUUUUCACACAGCAUAAAAGCGAAAAUCUAGAAAUAGACUGCAUAAUGGAAGAAAAUGCAGCUUUUGACCACAUAAAAAAUUACAUUGAUAAAAACAGAAAAGUCACUAAUAUUUCUUUAGCUGAAACUGAAGAGGAGCCAGAAAAAAAUUUCUUUCAGCCAUCUGCUAACUUGUUAAGCGACCCUGAAGCUUCAAAGUCAAUGCCAAACGUAGAAAAGGCGAAUAAGCCGGAUGUAGAAGCUUUGCUAUUUGUGGAACAAAUGAAAGCAAGAGAAAAAGAACUUCUAGAAGCAAGGUCUCAGCCGCUUAGAUAUUAUUUAAUGGAGCACGUUAUUCAACACGUUACAGAAGGGCUCUUUGAAAUAUGCAAAAAGUUGCCAGAAGAUCCAGUAGAAUAUCUGGCUCAAUUUCUUUACAAGAAAAAUGAAGAAUUUUCUAAAGGGACUUAA